CUGCAACAGAAAAGAUGGACAGCCGAGUUCUGUGUUGACAUCACAAGAGCCUUCAUGUAGUCAUUCUGUACUUCUACCUUAAUAUCUAUAAUAGCACACAGACUUUAACUUUAAUUUCUGAUGAGAACAGCUGAUCAGCAUUUCAUGACGUCAAUAGCAACAUAUUACUGCCGCCUUUUCAUUAUAACCAGUUGAGGAGUUGUCUGAUAGUCAGCAAAUAUUUAACCUAAGGACGGAGAGAGACAUUACCACCUCACCCGUUGUGUGUUGUGAACCUUGUCCAUCCACGGUGUCUCAGUCUGAGCAGCCCAAAACACAGUCAAGACUCCAUGUGGUCCUCUGGAGGCAACCAGGAUGGAGUGGAGUUUCCACGUUUUACCUUCAACCCAAAGGAAGGGAUCGAUAAUCCAGCUCUGGUCAUCGCUGAUGAUCCUGAGCCUGAUCCAAGGCUGGAGCCCAAAAUGUGUCACCUGAAGCGUUUGGAAGGUCAGAGGUUUGGUUUUCAUCUGCAUGUUGACCCAAGGUGCAGGGAGUUUGAGAUCAGAGAUGUGGAGCCUUUGAGUCCUGCAGAGUACAGUGGCAUCAGAGAUGGAGACCGAUUGCUGGAGGUGAAUGAGGAAUAUGUAGGCAACAUGAAUUUUUAUAGGGUUGUAAGGAGGAUCCAGUCAUGUGGCUUCCACCUGUUUCUCCUGGUGCUGAGGAAAGAGCAGUAUGAAGAGGCUGAGUCUAUGGGUGUAGACCUCCACACACUCGCCAAAACCACCAAAGGAGACCAGUGGUCUCGACCAAGACUGUGUCACAUCAAAAGGGACCCGGAGCAUGGUCUGGGGAUGACCGUUACCCCGAUAAAUGAUGGUGUGGGUGUGUCACCAGGUCAGAGGGGCUGCUACAUGGUGAGCACAGUCACUGAUGGGCCAGCAGAAAACGCUGGUGUCUGCACCGGAGACAUGCUGAUCUGGAUCAACGGAGUCUCCGUGUCAAUCCUCACACAUGGCACUCUCUGCAGAACACUGAAGAAGAGUGAAGGCUCAGUCACAGUGCUGGUUAUUGACAGACACAGUCAUUCUUGCUACGUCAGGCGGAGGGUCCCCAUCCUUCCUGUGAUGGCAGAAAGCUCCAGCCUCCCCUACGCCACCAAGACCAUGCAUCUGGAGAAGAGACAGGAUGGCUUUGGCUUCCUGCUGAGACGGGAGAGAUUGGGAGUUCCGCUAAAGAUAGCUCACGUGCUGAGGGAGGUGGAUGUGGGGAGUGCAGCAGAAGCAGCAGGCAUGGAGGAUGGAGACCUUCUGCUUGCUGUGAACGGAGAACCAGUUGAGUCCAAGGAGCACGAGGAUGUGGUUGUAAUGAUUAGAAACAGUGGUGGAAAAGUCACCCUCACAUCUAUAUGUAUGCAAGGAUUAAGAUUUUACAAAAACCUGGGCAUUUCUCCCCUCUUGUUCCAUGAAGUGUGUCCUCUCCACAAAACGCCCAAUGAAGACUCUCCAGGUAAAACCAUCAGGCAUGGUCAGGACGCUGAAAACAUACGUCCAGAUUACCCCUCAGUCUGGGAUCAAGGUUGUUCAGAAGACUCAGUGGCACAGGUUAUUGCUCUUUGACCCUUCGCCUGGAUGGAGACCACGCUGUCGCAAAAAAUCAGCCAGAAUGCACAAGGUCCUAUGUUUUAUAUCCGGGUAAUAGUGCACAUUCACACAACGCUGGGGGGCAAAAGGACCAUCUGCAGCUGCUGUCCAGAGCGGUUUCUCCAUGCUAAUAAAAUAAAACCUGGGGAUGUAAAUACUAGGAUUUUAGAUCGUCGAACACAUCUUUGUGCAGAUGAUCAAUCUGAUCUUGAUACAGUGGGUACGGAACGUUUUCAGACCCCCGUCAAUUUUUCACACUUCAUUACAUUGCAGCCAUUUGCAAAAAUCAAUAAAAUUCAUUUUUUUCCUCAUUCAAGUAUACACAGCACCCCAUAAUGACAGAAAGCACUGAAUUUUAUAAAUUUCUGCAGUUAAUAAAAACAAAAACUCAUUGUUCCCUCGAUUGCAACCAGUCAUCCUGUUCCUGCAGCUGAAAUACACCCCCACAGCAUGAUGCUGCCACCGCCAUGCUUCACUGUAGGGACUGUAUUGGACAAAUGAUGAGCAGUGCCAGGUUUUCUCCACACACUUCUCUUAGAAUUAAGGCCAAAAAGUUCUAUAUUGGUCUCAUCAGACCAGAGAAUCUUAUUUCUCACCAUCUCGGGGUCCUUCAGGUUAGGGUUAGGGUUGGCAGGCUUUCGUGUGUCUUUCACUGAGGAGAGGCUUCCGAUGGGCCACUCUGCCAUACAGCCCUGACUGGUGGAGGGCUGCAAUGAUGGUUGACUUUCUACAGCUUUCUCCCAUCUCCUGACUGCAUCUCUGGAGCUCAGCCACAGUGAUCUUUGGGUUUUUCUUAGCCUCACUCACCAAGGCUCUUACCCACCUGUAGCUCAGUUUGGCUGGACGGCCUACUCUAGGAUGGGUUCUGGUCAUUCCAAGCAUCUUCCAUUUAAGGAUUAUGGAGACCACUGUGCUCUUAGGAACCUUUAGUGCAGCAGAGAUGUUUUUGUAACCUUGGUCAGAUCUGUGCCUUGCCAUAAUUCUGUCUCUGAGCUCCUCAGGCAGUUCCUUAGACCUCAUGAUUCUCACCUGCUCUGACAUGCAUUUUGAGCUGUAAGGUCUUCUAUAGACAGGUGUGUGGCUGUGCCAAUCAAGUCCAGUCAGUAUGAUCAAACACAGCUGGACUCCAGUGAAGGUGUAGGACCAUCUCAAGGAUGAUCAGAAGAAACAGAAAUCAUCUGAGUUAAAUAUAUAUGUUACAGCAAAGGUUCUUAGGACCGUGUGAUAUUUCAGUUGGUCUUAUUUAAUGAAUCUGCUGUGUGUGUACAUUAAUGAGGAAAACGUGAAUUUAACUGAUUUUAGCAAAUGGCUGCAAUAUAACAGUUAUACUGAAAGAUGGAUGUGUCUGAGUACUUUCCGUACCCCUGUGUGUGAGGCAGAUACUUUACUUUUUGAUUCUGUCAUGAGACCUUGGCUACAACAAACUCGCUUCAUGACCAUUGACUUUUGUCUUCUGCGUGUUUUAUCAGCUGGAAACCAGUACAUUCUUAAGUUGCUGCCCUUCUGUCAGAGCCAUAUUUAGGGCCCUAUGUUGCCAAACUACAGUGGAACCAUUAUAAAGUAUUGCUACUCUGACUUCAGUAAAGUUAUUGUAUGCUCUA
Nothobranchius furzeri (turquoise killifish) is the source of this 3220-nucleotide messenger RNA. Its product is annotated as Na(+)/H(+) exchange regulatory cofactor NHE-RF4. Gene Ontology annotation, molecular function: signaling receptor binding; protein-membrane adaptor activity. Gene Ontology annotation, biological process: protein localization to plasma membrane. The record is from RefSeq and is a predicted model, not a curated record. Gene Ontology annotation, cellular component: apical plasma membrane. NCBI's taxonomy places the organism in Eukaryota, Metazoa, Chordata, Actinopteri, Cyprinodontiformes, Nothobranchiidae.